Molecule: messenger RNA, 612 nt
Organism: Cercospora beticola
Lineage: Eukaryota; Fungi; Ascomycota; Dothideomycetes; Mycosphaerellales; Mycosphaerellaceae
Source: RefSeq, a predicted model, not a curated record
AUGGAACCUCCAGCGUACGACGAAGUCGUGCAUGAGAACGACAUUUGGGAUGGCGAUACCAAAACGAAACACCAUAUGAGCAUCAGAGAUGAAGUUGGUGCUUCGCGGUCGCAACAUGUGGCAGUUUUGGUGUCCAAAUUGAUGCCCCAGAUACGAGAGCGUGCGAAGCAUGGAUUAUCGAAUUCAACUUUGUUGAUUCUGCCGUCAGACCAAGCGGGGACUAGCAGGAGAGGGGAGCUCGUAGGCUUCUCCGACGACGACUUGCCAAUCGUGAUUCAGCUAGACGGCCAGCAUGACGGAUCACAGUUCUGGUCGCAGGAUGAAGCACUCUCACUGCUGAAAGACCAGAUGUUGACCGAGCUAGGAGGGAGUCCGGCAACGCAUCCCAUACGCGAGACACUUCCUGAAAGACCGAGUGAGCAGCCAAAGCCGUCAUUUUGGGGUCGAAAGUCGAAUAAGCCCAUAGCAGGGAAGCCAGUGACGGUUGCGCCUCCACCACCGGUGACGGUUGAGGUGGAAAUGGACCAAGUCAACUUCCGGACGGAGACUGAAUUCGGUCUGUACGAGACCAUGCGUGGAAGAGGUGUCCUGAUGAAGGUGUACAUCCGAUAG